UGGAAUGCUUAACUCUUUCGAUGAGUUUUUAAUUAUGUUUAGAGUCAAUACUCUCAGUGUUCUUAUUGUAAGCAUUGCUGUCUUAUUUGUUCAUAGCUAUCAAACAAGAGGAUGUUGGCAAUUCAAGACUAUAAAUGGCAAAAAUUGGUGUCAAUUAGGGACUACUACCUAAAAGAUGGAAAACGUUUUCCUACAGCCAGAGGAAUUAGCUUGACUGCUAAACAAUGGUCAGUUUUUAGGAAUAGUUUACAUGCUAUAGAUGAAGCUGUUGCAAAGAUGGAAUCACGAAAAAGAUCCGAAGAUGUUGGAAAACCAAUUGAGGGAGAUAUAUCUGAUGCAGUCAACUGCUUGGCUCCUCAGGGACUCCUCCCUGUUGAAAGAAAUGAAACUCAUGCAGAUAUGCCUGAUUCUGUUACUCCUCAUGGAAAUAUACCCACUGAUAGAAAGCAAGUUGAAGUAGAUAUGUCUGAUUCAGCAACUGAUUUUUCUCUUAAAGGACACAAUCAACAUAAUUCAUCAAUGACUGCUGCUUCUCCUCAAAGGCUCAUUCCUAUUGAGACCAUCCGCCUGAAUGGGCGAAAUUACCAUUGUUGGAUGCAUCAGAUAGAAUUUUUCCUAAAGCAGUUGAAAAUUGCAUAUGUGCUCACUGAGCCAUGCCCAAGCAAUUCCCUCAGCCAGGAAGCGAGCAUUGAAGAAAUUGUUGAAGCCCGAGCUUCUGCACAAAAGUGGAAAGAUGAUGACUACAUUUGCCAUCACAACAUCCUGAACUCUCUAUCUGACCACCUGUUUGAUCAGUACUCGAAGAAGACUUGCAGUUCUAGAGAGCUUUGGGAAGAACUUAAAUUAGUUUACAAUGAGGAUUUUGGAACAAAAAGAUCUCAAGUCAAUAAAUAUAUUCAAUUUCAGAUGGUUGAUGGGAUAUCAAUUCUUGAGCAGGUUCAAGAACUUCACAAGAUUGCAGAUUCUAUUAUUGCUUCUGGAAUGUGCAUUGAUGAGAAUUUUCAUGUUAGCGUUAUCAUUUCCAAGCUUCCUCCAUCUUGGAAGGAUUAUCGCACGAAGUUACUGCUCGAGGAGGUCCUACCUCUUCACACGUUGAUAUGUCGCCUAAGGGUCGAGGAAGAAUCUCGCAAUCGCUGCAAGAAAGAAAAUCCCUCUAAGAAUGCAAACGUGGUAGAGGCAAGGCUCGAAAAUAAACUUGGACCGAGAAAGAGAGAAAUGAAGAAGCUCUGCUACACUUGUGGAAAGGAGGGGCACAUUUCCAGAUACUGUCACCAUAAUAGGAAGGUUCAUGCCACUAAGAAGAGCAAGGAUGAGGAUAAUGGUGAUGUACCUGCCAUUACAGAGGUUAACAGGGUCGAAGGAAAUAUAGAGUAGUUGAUUGAUCCUUGUUGCUGCUGUUGUCGGAAAAGUUACCCUAUUAUGAAGUAGUGUAUAUAAUGACCAAUAUUCAAUAGUGUCCCGAAAGGGACAUUCCGCCAAACAGGAGUUUCCUGUGAAUCACUUGUAAAUGAUGAGAGGAUUAACCUGAUUCCAACUGUUUGUCA
This is a messenger RNA of Ilex paraguariensis (yerba mate), 1544 nucleotides long. Lineage: Eukaryota; Viridiplantae; Streptophyta; Magnoliopsida; Aquifoliales; Aquifoliaceae. The record is from the annotation of a GenBank genome assembly.